AUGCGCAUCACUCUCAUUGUUGACGGAAUAUUGCUGUUUUGGGAAGCAGUUGUAUUCAAGAUGACUAAUGCGGUCUGUGAGAGCUACAACAAAUCAUGGAUUGUCAUAAACAAAUGUCGCCUACGGGCUAUUAACCGUCACAAGACAACUUAUAAUUUUAAUGCAACUUUUCUUCAUCCAGUUCGUACCAUGUCACUUCGAAUGGAAGUUUUUCAGAAGGCUAAUGGGUACAAGCCAUGGUUGUUUAAUGUGACAAUUGAUCUAUGUCGAUUUUUAAGAAAGCCAUUCAAUCCAUUUGCAAUUAUGGUUUUUAAAGUUUUUGUGGAAUUUACCAACUUAAACCACACAUGUCCCUACAUGGCAAGUAUUACAUUAUGA
This is a messenger RNA of Drosophila grimshawi, 378 nucleotides long. RefSeq lists its product as uncharacterized. Lineage: Eukaryota; Metazoa; Arthropoda; Insecta; Diptera; Drosophilidae. The transcript is spliced from 2 exons. The coding region runs from base 1 to 378 and encodes 125 amino acids. The record is from RefSeq and is a predicted model, not a curated record.